UCUCAAACAUGGCGGCAGGCUUCUUGGUAGUCUACGGCCGAGUCACCGUUUCUCGUCCAUUUCGCAAGUAUCUCUCGCUAUCGGGGAAAAACCGCGCAGCCAAAGCUCGAAUGGAACCUUGCCGACGGCACUUUUGAAGUGGCAGAACGGAGGAGUCAUGGAGGACGUGAUUGAGAUCACCUCAGACUCGGACUCGGACGUGGAAAUAGUCGGGGUGACAACCCCGGCCCAGGACUUGAAGACCGAAAGCUGCGAAUUAUGCCGCUCCCAGCAUGACUGCUCGGAGGGAAGCCGCUAUCAGGGGCUCCAGCAGCCAGGCUGCUCCUUCGGGGAAAAUAUCGAUUUGACAGGGGAUGAGAAUGAAGUGCAGAAUCAAGUGAACAGCACUAAAGAUAUGGGGAGUAUUUGGGUCGAUUCAACUAACUAUUACCAAGCAGAGCAAAGCCCACAGAUUCCUGUUUCCAACAACUUGAAUCAUUUUAUGCUGGAUUCUGAUGAAGAUCUGAUGAAUGGUAAUGGAGGACACCUGUCCCCUGGGUUACAGACUGAUUCGAUAAAGGACAGGGAAAAACCUGACCUCAAAGUUCCUCCCCUUCUAACAGCUGAAUUCACAACUGAAGAGAUUUCAUCGUUACCUAUUUCCAGUAAGCUUUCUAAUGAAGACCCUUUGCCAGAACUAGACUUCAUUGGUGUUGAUGAAAUCUGGGAUUCUCACAUCACUGAAAAAGAUGGGGACUUCUGUAGAACUUCAAGUCAAUUAAGUAGCAGCUCUGUUUGCAGUGUAGAUUCAGCUACAGACACCAGUAUAAAUAGUGAUGUAGAAUCUCUGGAAACAUUUUUCCCUGAUGUAGUCGUUCCAUAUUCAUCACCAAGUAGUAAUGGAGGUCUUUUGGAAGAUCUUAACAGCAGCCCUCAGGAAACUGAUCUCACAGUUGAUGAACUUGAAGCAAGCUUAAGUGUGGAUAUUGAAGAUGUACCACCAUUGAUACCUCAGAACACUGAGGAUCUUAAAGUGAAUACUUACCAUUUUGCUUCCAAUCUAAAUAUGCCAGCAAUGAAAUCUUGGCAGCAGUCUCCAAGUGAGGAUCAAAAAAGUGAAAGUGAUUUAUGUUCUUUACCAAUUGAAAACAAAGCACAUGACAGUCCCUUGGCUUUGGAUCAGUGUGAUGAUCAGGAUCUAUCACCAAAUAAAUCUGAAAGCCAUUUACUGACUUCAAAUGAAGCUAAGGAAGCAAGUCCAAAUUGCUCUGUGGACAAAGAAUUGUUGAAAAAAUUUCACUAUUUCAUGGGAGUACCAGUUCAGCACUUGUUUGUUAGGCAUCUUAGAAAUGAAAAAUGGCACAAGGUAAAUCAAAAUUCUCAUUCAUCGACAGCUUGUCUAAAUAAUUCAAAGGAACCAGAGUUGAUCUCUCAGAGACAGUGCAGUAUGAUAAACAGCACCAUUGAUGAAAACUUUUCCCAAGGGACCCUUCAGUUUCUGAUGGAUUUUGUAUCCCCUCACCAUUAUCCGCCUCAUAAAGUUGUGCAGUAUACAAUCAAGAAGAUACUACUGAGCAAUGAAUCCUCCAGCACUAUUAUGUCUGCUUAUAUGACCUUAAUGAAGAUCCAACAGCUACAUCCUGCAAAUAUUUCCACAGUGCAGUGGGAUUGGGAACUACUGGCUUAUCAUGUGGAGAAUAAGGGCCAUCACAAGAAUGAUUCACUGGCCAGAAGUAAUCAACUGUUGUUUCUGCAGUAUGUCGUUCAAACUCUUGAAGAUGAUUUUCAACUGAAACAUGACAUGCCCCAAAAAUCCAUAGCCAAGUCUGUUCUAUCCUGUGAUGAUAAAUUUUCGAAUGUAAGGAGUGUCAUUAAAUGGCUUAUUGAUACUAUCUCCAAGGACUCUGAAGAAAUUCAAGAGGAAAAUAGCCCCACAUCAUCAGCAUCUAAUAACCAUCCGGUGGUGGACACUAGGAAUCCAAAAGUUAUUUGUCUUCUUCAGAAGAUGCUUACUUUGGCUGUAGAAGUAGACAGGUCACCAACCUGCAGCUCAAAUAAAAUUGCAGAAGCAAUAUUUCAACACUUCAUUUAUAUUUCUGAAAGAUCACACAGAUUAACGUUGUUAACAAGUAUGGAGAGCCAACUCCUACGCUGCAAGUUGCUAGAAUUUCUCUUCGACCAUUGCACUAAAAAACAAAAUGCUCUGCCAAUGUCACUGGGAAAAGUGCUACAUUUUCUUAAAUAUGCAAAAUUUCCCUUGGACACUGAUGACCAUCAUUCAAGCAAAUGGCAAUAUUGGGAUGAAUUUGUCCACCUUCUUUGUUUAUUGCUUCUAAGCUAUCAAGAGGUGACAAAACGUCACCUGAGAAUUUCAAUCACAGAGCGGUUGAAAUAUGUUCUAUCUGAUAUUCCUCCAGUGCUCACAACACAUGAUGUAAUCACUGAGAAAGAAGUUUUGAAAGAUAUGGAGGAAUUCUACAGCCGAGUAUUCAGUGAUGUGGGAAGACCAUUGAAACCUCAGUUAGAAGAACAGAUCGGUCUACUGAGGGGUCUGCUGCUUUGUGCAGCAAAUAGAACAUAAUUUUUUAACAUUGAUUUUGAAAAGACUUUUUUAUACAAUAGAAACUGUGAUUUCCUUUAACCAGCUAUCAUUUCCUGCACAACAUGAUGCACUGAAAUUUUGGAUCUCCAUUUUUUAAUUUAUUUUCAAAACAUGUCAUUAAGGUUUCUCCCAAUGAGACACAUACCUAUUUGUUAAAUAUAUUAUAAAAAUGUCUACUGUGGCUUUAUUUUCCUUACUUUAUUCAGAAUCAAAAGACUGGGAUUACCUCCAAAGUUGACUUGCCUUACUGGUUUUACCCUUGUGUGUUUUAAAAUCCAGGUGACAUACAGAAUUGUCAGUUAUUUUCAGGUUUCUUCAAUAAAUUAAAACGGAAUUUAUAUGUGCAAUGUCAUAGUGAGAGGGGAUCUUUUGUGUUUGCGUGAUCUGAAACUCAAAUUCAGGGUUGAUUUGUUCAAACAGUGGUUAUUACAUAUCAUGUAUCAUAUGAUGCUUGGAUUUAUGGUUUUCUGUUUGACUCUGAUUAUUUCUGUAGCUCAAUGAGUUUCUCUACUUUUUUAAAGGAAGAAUUUUAUUGAAAGUUUGAUGCAGUUAAAAUUGUAUACCUAC
This is a messenger RNA of Mobula hypostoma (lesser devil ray), 3148 nucleotides long. It is a transcript of the gene simc1, whose product is annotated as SUMO interacting motifs containing 1. Bases 158 to 2560 code for a protein of 800 amino acids. The record is from RefSeq and is a predicted model, not a curated record. Gene Ontology annotation, molecular function: SUMO polymer binding. Lineage: Eukaryota; Metazoa; Chordata; Chondrichthyes; Myliobatiformes; Myliobatidae. The transcript has 10 exons.